Molecule: messenger RNA, 1249 nt
Organism: Aspergillus welwitschiae
Lineage: Eukaryota; Fungi; Ascomycota; Eurotiomycetes; Eurotiales; Aspergillaceae
Exons: 2
Source: RefSeq, a predicted model, not a curated record
CCUACAUGUUGCAAGAGCGCGACUGCACAGCAGGCUUGGGCGGCGGAAUUAUCUACACGACCUUCCCAGGCUUUGCAGCUUGAGAUACAUCCCAUCAACCAUCCCCCGUUGACCGGACUCCUUCGAAAAUCUUUAUUCGAUUUCACAGCUAGCUCAAGUGCUUGGAGAUUAUUUGGAGGCAUCCGCCUCAGCAAGAGCAUGUGCGAUGGCCACGAUGUUUUUGAUCUGGCUCAAGUUAGCAAGUGAGGGGUGAACAGCAGCGCUCUGGUACCCACCCCGGCGUCCAUUUAAAGCCAAAGACUAUAAUUGUCGAAGGUUGUUCCUCACCACAACAGGUCCUUGCGUCGUACAUGCCCUGGACAGAGUCGUUGACCAGAUUUCUCUGCGAACUGACUCCUUGAUUUCUCAUAGUCAAUGGUCAAAUGGGUCCGGGCGAGAAUUGCAUUUUCAAACUAGAUACCCCGAUUCAACGUCAAGGAAAUGCUUCCUAUUCCAGCUUCCGGAGGAAGAUGGUCACAAGGGGAUUUUGAGUAUUGGGAUAAGAUGCACGCUACUUCAUGAACGUAGCAAUCUUAUCCAAGCGAAGCAUGCCACCAAAAUGUGUGUCGAUUUUGAUUACUGCUUCAAGCUGUUGCUCAAGCGAAUUCGAAUCGCCGUGGUCGACUCGGCGUUUUCACCAAUUACGUUGUCGAACGGUACUCUCGGUAUCAGACCCAGGGUGGUCUUUGCCAAUGACAUAUUGUUCAAUUUAAAGAUAUUCCUAACUCCAGCGGGACCAUCAAAUGAAGGCUUUCCGGGGCCACCCUCGUCUUCGCCUCUCCUGAUAGUGUCGAACUGCGCAAUGGAAAUCAUCUUCUGGUACGUUGGCCAAGGUCCUGCAUACAAAAAGUGCCAACCGACAGAUUACUUCUCCAGUUGCGAACUAUUCAAGGCGGAAAAUCUAGUGGGCAGUUCUUCAGCUUUGCAUCACACGUCGCCCAAGCGAUAGCAUUUACAUACAGCAUGCAUGAUCUGCGUCCGAAGGAGGUCGAGUGAGAGCAUGCUCAAGCUGUUAAGGCUCAACUACGGUCUUUGUGUACACGCUCUGAAGCCGACAUUGGGUUCAAUAACGUUUCCGCUAUCCAUUACUGGAUACACUUCUUUUCACGGACCUCGACGUCAAAUUCGAGAGUGGCCAAUUCGUCGCCUUUGUCAAUCCAUCCGGCUGCGGAAAGACAACCGUGAUAUCUUACUAGAGAGAUUCUACAAC